AUGUCCGGUCGCGGCAUCGCCAUUGCCUCUGCGGGGCGCGGCCUCGGCCGCGGCUUCGGCGGCCGGGGCAAGGGCAAGGGCUCGCCCGGCGGCGCGAAGCGGCCCCACUCCGGCGGCGGCAAGGGCAAGGGCGGCGGCCACCGGUCCAAGUUCCCGCGGCGCGAGGCGACGCCCGGCGAGAAGCUCGCGCGGGAGAUCGUCGCCUGUUGCCGCGGCAACGACUUCGCGGCGGCGGCGGCUAAAUACCGCGCGGCCAAGGCGGAGUCCGCGGACUUCCGCCCCGAGGCCCAGGCCUGCCAGUCGCUCCUCGCGCUCUGCUCCGGCGUCGCGCGGCGCGAGCGCGACGCGCCCAAGGGCACGCCCUGGAGCGAGGGCCUCGCGGCCGCGGCCGCGCCCGCGGCGGCCGGCGGCGACGCGGCGGACGAGGCGGCCGGCGGCGACGCGGCGGACGAGGCCGCCGCCGACGGCGCCGCCGGCGGCGCCGCGGCCGCCGACGACGGCGACGCCGCCGACGACGGCGACGCGGCCGCCGACGGCGCGCCGCCGACGGACAGCGGCGCGAAGCGCGCGUUCGCGUUCGAGCUCUUCGACGACAUGCGGGCCGCGGGCAUGGAGCUCGGCGAGGCGACGUUCACCAUGCUCGUGCGCGUCUGCGCCGUCGACGACGCGCCCGCCGAGGCCGAGGGCGUCCUCGCGAAGAUGAAGGCCCGGAACCUCAAGCUCAAGCUCCGGACGUUCAGCCCGCUCCUCAAGCUCCGGUGCCGCCGCGGCGAGCUCGCCGAGGCGCUGGCCGUCGCCGCCGAGUGCCGCGACAAGGGCAUCGAGCUCAGCGAGGCCGAGCACGUCGCGCUCGUCGACUGCCGCGCGGGCCGCCUCGAGGCCGGCGGCGACGCGGCCUCGCUGCCCGGCGCGUCCGUGCUCGACGACCUCGCCGCGGACUGCCACGCGCCGAGCCGCGCCGCCUGGCCCGCCUGCCGGCGCUACUGCGCGGCGCUCGGCCUCACGGCCUGCGCCGAGGAAUCGGCCGUGUCCGGCGACGGCGCGUGCGCGGUCACCGGCGCGAAGCUCCGGUCGCUCGACCUCUCGGAGGCCGAGCGGGCCCUCCUCCUGGAGCAGAUCGAGGGCCUCGUGCCCGCCGUGGACGCCAAGUUCGAGGGCCAGUCCAGCGCGCAGGAGCUCGAGCGGCUCGCGGGCCGGCGGAUGGCGCAGUGGCGGACGUUCAAGGCGUGGCUCGCCAAGGCGGGCGCGCCCUACGACUGCAUCAUCGACGGCGCCAACGUCGGCUACCACGGCGCGAACUACGCCGGCGCGCCCGACGCCGUCGACUUCCGCCAGGUCGACGCGGUGCUCCGGAAGUGCAUCGACGGCGGCCGCCGCGCGCUCGUCGUGCUCCACGCGCGCCACCUCCAGGACGACCGCCUCCCGGCGAGCGCGAGGCCCGUGCUCCACGCCUGGCGCCGGUCCAAGAGCCUCUACUCCUGCGCGCUGCGGAACAACGACGACUGGUACUGGCUCUACGCCGCCGUCGCCGCGGGCCCCGGGUCGCUCCUCGUGUCCAACGACGAGAUGCGCGACCACCACUUCGGCAUGCUCUCGGCGCGCGCGUUCCUCGUGUGGAAGGAGCGCCACCUCGCCAAGUUCGAGCUCGGCGGCUGGCGCCGCGACGGCGGCCGCGACGUCACGAUCCACGACCCGCCGCCGUUCUCCGUCCGCGCGCAGCGCAACGACCCGGGCGAGGCGCUCGCGCGCUGGCACCUGCCCGCGCUGCCGCCGCCGCCGGCGGCGGCGCCGGCGGCGGGCAAGUACGGGCCCGCCGACAAGCCGCGCGGCCGCGACGCCGCCAAGUCCACGGUCGUCGUCCACCGGCCGAAGCUCGACGCCGUCAAGUGGCUCGUCUGCUCCAAGCCCUAG
Aureococcus anophagefferens is the source of this 1911-nucleotide messenger RNA. RefSeq lists its product as hypothetical. Gene Ontology annotation, molecular function: protein binding; ribonuclease P activity. The record is from RefSeq and is a predicted model, not a curated record. The coding region runs from base 1 to 1911 and encodes 636 amino acids. Gene Ontology annotation, cellular component: mitochondrion. NCBI's taxonomy places the organism in Eukaryota, Pelagophyceae, Pelagomonadales, Pelagomonadaceae. The transcript has a single exon. Gene Ontology annotation, biological process: tRNA 5'-leader removal.